AUGGGAUUGAAUCCGCGUCGCCGCACGACUGAUCUGCGCCAAAAAUGCGAGGGGCCAAUACCAACAGAGCCAAUUCUCAUCGAUGGUGUACAAGCGUCGAUCCCACAGAACGCAUUUUUUGACGUUAUUGUAAUUGGAGCAGGUCCUGCGGCACUUUCUUUAGUUACGCGCAUUCUUGAAUCGCGUCCUGCUGCCAUCUACCUGGAAGAAGAGCGUGAGUUUUUGCACUGGCUGCAGCGCCGCAAGAAUAAUACUGUAGCUGCCCCUGGGUACAAGACUGCUUGCACAGGCCGUGGGGCAGAGAAGGCCCUCACACACAUGGACCAUAGUAAGCGUCCUGUGCGUGAAGCACCAUUUACGAUUCUCAUUCUUGACAAGCUCGGUGAUGGGUGGAUGGGCCAAUGGAAUCAGAACUUUACAAACCUAGAAAUUCCCUAUUUGCGUUCUCCAAUGUUUUUCCAUCCUGAUCCUUCCGACUUGGAUGGAUUGCUAGAGUAUGCUGUGAAAGAAAAUCGUGCUUCCAUUGCGCCUUACACGCACUUGUACGAGCCGGAUGCCAAUGGUCGCACAAGGAAAAAGACCAGGGAUGUUUCUGUAAAUACACAUGUCACAUCCAGAGAGCCAGAGCUUUUGGAGAUUCCUGGAGUUGUUGGAAAGGAGGCUAGCAAGCACAAGAAAAAGCAGUCGCGCUUGCGCAAGUUUUCGCAGCUCCAAACCAGUCUUGGACCAGCCGUAAAUGAGCGCGACCGUCGUGACUUUCACAGCCCUGGAACAAGACUGUUUUGGGACUUUAUUCAACAAACGGUCAAAGAAUAUGGUUUGGAGCCAAGCCGUGCAGAGGACGGAUCUGUGGUGACACUCAAAACCCGUUUAGAGGAGCAAGAAAGGGAAGCAAAUACCACUUCCCGCAAGGUGGAACUCUUGCAAGCCGAAGUCUCUGAAGUUGACUACGGUAGCCUUUCGGUAAUCACGGCCGAUGGCGAGGAAGAAAAAUAUGGAUUCCUUGCUCGUACUUGCGAUGGUUGCCAAGUGGGUGCGAAAGCCGCUGUACCAAAAUGGCUUCUUCAUCCCCCCACAGCUUCAGCAAAAAUGUGCGACGAAAACUGCACAGACUCGCACUUGGAUUCUGACGAGGAAGCCGAAUUUGGUGCUUGUAGCGACUCGGACCUUGCAAGCUCGAGUGAUGAUUCGGAAGCUCCGGAGCCAUAUAUGGAAGACAUGAUGUGCGAUUUAUCGCUCGCGGAUGGCGACGACCGUACAUCAAUGAAAGAGUCUCAGAUGGAAAACAAGGACGCAACUGUUGGGACAGAAGACCCAUACGUCCGCAUACCUACUCAUGGUACCGGCUGGGCACAUUCAAGCGCUAUUUGUACGCGUGGUUUUGAAUUCCCUUCGGCCGCAAUCAAGAGAAGCAUGCAGCACGGAAAGCAAAUCACGGUUGUAGUGGUGGGCGGGGGCCUGACUUCUGCACAAAUAUGCGCAUUGGCUGUGCGUCGUGGCAUCUCUAAGGUUAUUCUCCUUAUGCGUGGUUUUAUGAAGAUGAAAGCAUUUGAUUUUGGUCUUGAAUGGGUCGGGAAGUACUCAAACUUGUCCAAGAUGCAAUUUUGGCAAACCGAUGAUCCAAAAAUGCGAAUGGAUAUUAUACACAGUGCUCGGAAUGGGGGCAGUAUACCACUUCCCUAUAUUAAACUUCUUCUUCGUCUUGCGCGCGAAGGCAAGGUGGAAAUUCGUACCCACACGGAAGUGAGUCAAGCCAUAUGGAGGGAACAAGACGCCAUGUGGGAUUUGAUCUUGCACCGAAAAGACAAUGUCACUCCCGACACGCGGUUUAUGAACAAUAAGCAGCAGCCCGGAACAUUCGCCGAUGUUCAGGCAGACUACAUUGUAUCUUGUACAGGGACCAAGCUUGGGUUUAACACGCUGCCGUUUAUGCGCAAAAUAGCUGAAAAGGCAAAAGUAUAUGAAGAAAAUGGCCUGCCGGUCCUUGAUGAAGAUCUUCAGUACGGCGAACUACCCUUCUUUUGUGUCGGUCCUUACUCGUCCCUCCAAAUUGGUGCUGCUGGUUUCAACCUUGGAGGAAUGCGAGAGAGUGCAGAGCGCGUCUCUAUAAAACUACACGAAAUCUUGGCAUCUCACUCAGAUGACAACGAAUCAGACACUGCGCAAACCACCGACGCGCCGAACAAGGCGUUGGGCAACUUUCCACACUUUGCAUACCAUUAUUUAGAAGUGGAGUAG
Messenger RNA from Malassezia vespertilionis, 2238 nucleotides. RefSeq lists its product as uncharacterized. The coding region runs from base 1 to 2238 and encodes 745 amino acids. NCBI's taxonomy places the organism in Eukaryota, Fungi, Basidiomycota, Malasseziomycetes, Malasseziales, Malasseziaceae. The record is from RefSeq and is a predicted model, not a curated record. The transcript has 2 exons.